UCGUAGGAUACGCACGGCUCAGUCGGUUCAGAGAAAUGCGGCAACCGAGUAGUGAACAGUGAGGUACUCAGUGUACUAUCAAUGUGAGAGUGCUGUGAGUUGAGUUUCAGAGUGUCGAGCUGUGGUGAAUAGGCGCCGGCUUAAGAGAGAGAGAGAGUGCACGCUAUCCAAAAAGAAGAGAGCGAGUACAGAGUGCAAAGAGCUUGACAGCAUCACAGAAACAACGAGCAUCGCAGUCAAGUUGAAUCCUUGCAAGCGUGCAGUUGCCUCGAACGGAACGGAAGUGUUGCGUGCCGUGCGGGAGUGUUUGCCGUGUGCGCGUGUGUGUGUGCGUGAGUGUGUGUGCUCGGAGUGUGCCGGCUUCAAAAGUCUCAACAAAACAUGCUAAAACACAACAAAGUUCGCUUCGUUCGCAAUUAGUCAACACAACAAAUCGCAAAAUUUAUUUUCAUCAGAAAUUGUGCCAAAUCAAAAGAGAAAAGAGAAGAAAAGAAAUUCGAAUUGAAAUCGAAAUCGAAAUUGAGAUGUAAAGCCGCCUUUGAAAUUGAAUCAAAAUUGCUCAAUAAAUCAUUGCAUAAACCGAUAGGCAAACAAAACAAAUAAAACGAGUCGGAACGGAGAGCAAACAAGCCAACGAACGACGUAAAGUAAAUCAAAAUCAAAACAGAAAACCGGAAAGCAUGUGGAUUAGUAGCCGCCUUUUUGUGAUUUGUUUGCUGCUCAGGUUUGAUGCAACGAUUAGCGAACCCUUCGAAACACAUUUGCGCGGCCCCGGCUUCGUCAUGGAGCCGCCGGGCCGCGUGGAGUUCUCGAACUCAUCGGGAGGCUGGCUGGACUGCUCCGCCUCGGGGAGUCCACAGCCAACGAUCGAUUGGGUGCAUGCGGAUGGCACGGCGGUCACAGAGAUACACGGCGUGAGGCGGGUGCUGCGGAACGGGACGUUGGUGUUGAUGCCAUUCGCGGCGGCUGCCUAUCAUCAGGAUAUACACAAUACGAUCUAUCGUUGCAUUGCCAGCAACUCGGUGGGUCGCAUUGUGUCGCGGGAUGUGCAAGUGCGAGCGGUUGUGGCGCAGGCCUACAAAGUGGAUGUGGAGGUAUUAUCAGCGUCGCGCGGCUGCACCGCCAUUUUGCGUUGUGUGGUGCCCACGUUUGUCAAGGAAUUGGUACGAGUGGUCUCGUGGGUUCAUGAACCCGCUAUCUACAUCUAUCCCUCGCUGCAAGGCGAUGGCAAAUUCCAUUUGCUGCCAACCGGAGAGCUGCUAAUCCAUAAUCUGCAGGAAAGCGACGAAUCGCAAUCCUUUCGCUGUCGCAGCAUGCAUCGUUUGACCCGUCAGGUUGUUGUCAGCUCGCCCACACGAUUGCGUAUUAAUUCGCAUCGCGGCAUCAUUUCGCCAAGCGUUGUGGAGCACACGUCUCAUGUGCAGGUGUCGCAGGACGAGGGCGCGGUGCUUCUGUGCGUGGCACAGGGUUGUCCUUCGCCCGAAUACAGCUGGUACACUCAGAAUGGCGCUGGGCCAUUGCCCGUUUUAAGUGGACCACGUGUGCGUCUGCUCGGACCCAUAUUGGCCAUCGAGGCCGUGACCGGCGAGGAUUCGGGUGUCUACAAGUGCACGGCAAGCAAUGUGGGUGGCGAGGCGAGCGCCGAGUUGCGCCUAACGGUGGCCACGCCCAUCCAAGUGGAAAUCUCACCGAAUGUGCUGAGCGUGCACAUGGGGGGCACGGCCGAGUUCCGAUGUGUGGUGACCAGCAAUGGGAGCCCGGUGGGCAUGCAGAAUAUCCUGUGGUACAAGGACGGCAGGCAGUUGCCCUCAUCCGGUCGCAUCGAGGAUACGCUGGUGGUGCCGCGUGUCAGCCGUGAGAAUCGUGGCAUGUAUCAGUGUGUGGUGCGACGGCCCGAGGGCGAUACAUUUCAGGCCACCGCCGAGCUGCAACUGGGCGAUGCACCGCCUGUGCUGCUCUAUAGCUUCAUUGAGCAAACGCUGCAGCCGGGACCAGCUGUGAGCCUCAAAUGCUCUGCAGCCGGCAAUCCAACGCCGCAAAUUUCAUGGACAUUGGACGGAUUUCCGCUGCCAUCAAACGGAAGAUUUAUGAUCGGACAAUACAUCACGGUGCAUGGAGAUGUAAUUAGUCAUGUUAACAUAAGCCAUGUCAUGGUCGAGGAUGGCGGAGAGUAUUCCUGCAUAGCCGAGAAUCGUGCGGGUCGAGUGGAGCAUGCGGCCCGCUUGAAUAUUUAUGGUCUGCCCUACAUUCGGCUGAUACCAAAGGUGACCGCUGUCUCGGGUGAGACAUUGAAUCUGAAAUGCCCCGUGGCCGGCUAUCCCAUCGAGGAGAUACACUGGGAGCGUGGCGGACGCGAGCUGCCCGAUGAUAUACGUCAGCGUGUGCAGCCGGACGGCUCGUUGACCAUCAGUCCGGUGCAGAAGCAUACGGAUUCCGGUGUCUACACGUGCUGGGCCCGUAACAAACAGGGUCACAGUGCUCGGCGCAGUGGCGAGGUGACGGUCAUAGUACCGCCGAUCAUAGAACCGUUCGCCUUCCAGGAUGGCCUGGCCGAGGGCAUGCGAACGCGCACCGUUUGCGGUGUCUCGCGCGGUGAUGCGCCACUGAAGCUCAUCUGGCUCAAGGAUGGCGAACCUCUGCCCGAGCUGCUGGGUGCCAAUGUCACCAUGCUCGAUCAGUAUAGCUCGCUGCUGAGCAUUCCCUCGCUAUCAGCCACGCAUUCUGGCGAAUACACGUGCGUGGCCAAGAAUCCGGCAGCCGAGAUCAAGUAUACCGCUCUGUUGCAGGUCAAAGUGCCACCACGUUGGAUUGUGGAGCCCGUCGAUGCGAAUGUGGAGCGCAAUCGUCACAUAAUGCUGCACUGCCAGGCUCAGGGCGUGCCCACGCCCAGUAUAGUGUGGAAGAAGGCAACGGGCAGCAAAUCUGGCGAAUACGAGGAGGUGCGAGAGCGUCCUUUCACCAAGCUGCUGGGCAAUGGCUCGAUGCUGCUGCAGCACGUGAAGGAGGAUCGCGAGGGCUUCUAUCUGUGUCAGGCCAACAAUGGCAUUGGCACGGGCAUCGGAAAGGUCAUACAGCUGAAAGUGAACUCCUCGCCAUACUUCUCAUCCACUUCACGCUCGGUUACAGUCAAGAAGGGCGACACAGCGCUGCUGCAGUGCGCCGUCAGCGGCGACAAGCCGAUUAACAUUGUGUGGAUGCGUUCGGGCAAAAACACAUUGAAUCCAUCAACCAAUUACAAAAUAUCUGUGAAGCAAGACGCAACUCCCGACGGCGUUUCAGCUGAGCUGCAAAUACGCACCGUGGAUGCCACCGACAGUGGACCGUAUUUCUGUCGUGCCACCAAUCUCUAUGGCAACGAUCAGCAGCUGGUGCAGUUGCAAGUGCAGGAGCCGCCACAACCUCCAAGUGUGCUCGAGGCAGCCAUGAUCAGCAGUCGCUCUGUAAAUCUCAAGUGGCAACCCAAAGCGCUGAGCUCAGGUGAUGUCUCCAAAUACAUUGUGGAGUAUCGCGAGGCAGAAGCCACGCUCUUCAUCGAUCAGUGGCAGCACAUUGAAGUCAAGGAUCCGCCUAGUUAUAAUGCGCUCAUUGAGAAUCUCAAGCCUGCUACUCGCUAUGCCUUCCGAGUGAUUGCUGAGGGUAAUGCUGGACGCAGUGCGCCCAGCCAGGAGCUGAUAGUUCGCACAGAGCCACAGCGUCCAGCUGGUCCACCGCUGAGUCUCUCAGCACGUCCGCUUUCCUCGACUGAGCUGCUCAUCAGUUGGGUGGCGCCUUUACCCGAGUUGCGCCACGGCGACAUCCAAGGCUACAAUGUAGGCUACAGACUGGCAAGUUCUGGUAAUACGGCGUACAACUACACCUCCGUUUCGGGUGAUGGAGAAGGCGGCAAUGGCGAGUUGCUCCUGAGCGGUCUCUCGAAAUUCGCACGCUACAGCAUCGUGGUGCAGGCCUUCAACCAAGUGGGUCCCGGACCGCUGUCAGAGCCAACAGCAGCACAGACCAUGGAGGAUGUUCCAAGUCGCUCGCCGGAGGAUGUGCGUUGUGCUGCGUUGACUUCGCAGUCGCUGCAGGUUUCGUGGCAGCCGCCUCCAAUUUACCACACUAAUGGUUUGUUGCAGGGCUACAAGUUGAUCUUUGAGCCCAUCAUCGAUGAUAUUGUGCCCAACAAGGACGAGGUGGAGUCCCGCAAGACCACAGCUUUGACCACAGUGCUGACUGGACUGCGAAAGUACACCAACUACAGCAUCCAAGUACUCGCUCACACUCGCAUGGGAGAUGGCGUGCUGUCCAAGCCUCUUUACUGCCACACCGAGGAGGAUGUGCCCGAGGCACCGUCGGACAUCAAAGUAGUGGUUAGUUCUCCCCAAUCGCUCUAUGUCUCCUGGCUGCCACCCACAGAGCCGAAUGGCGUCAUCACAAAGUACAGUCUGUACACGAGGGUUGUGAAUGGCCGCGAGGAGCUGAACAAUGAGAAACGCAGUCUGCCCUCGCAGCAGGCGUAUUACGAGGCCAAGAAUCUGCAUCCCCACAUGGAGUAUCAGUUCUGGGUGACGGCCUCGACCCGUGUGGGCGAGGGCAAGAGUUCGCGCGUUGCUUCGCAGAUAACCACGAAUCGCGUGCCUGCUAGAAUCAUUUCAUUCGGCGGUGCUGUGGUGCGUCCUUGGCGCUCAACUGUCACGCUGCCCUGCACAGCGGUGGGCAAACCCAAACGCGAGUGGUUCAAGGCGGAUGUGGCUCUGCGCCAAGGGGGAUUGCACAACUCUCAGCUGCUGGAUACGGGCGAUUUAAUCAUCUCCAGCUUGCAACUAGCAGACAGUGGGAAUUACAGUUGUCAGGUGGACAACGGCAUUGGCACCGAUCGCCUCACUCACAUGCUGCUCGUCCAGGUGCCGCCCUCGGCUCCCGUUUUGUAUGUGACCAGCGCCACCUCGAGCAGCAUUCUGAUGCACUGGAAGUGCGGCUUCACUGGCAACGCACCCAUCACGGGUUACACGCUCUUCUAUCGCCGUGCCACUGGCAACACGGAUGAGAUGCAGUUGUCCCGACAUGCUUCUAGUCACGAACUGAAAGGUUUGGUCUGUGGCAGCACUUAUCAGAUCCAUUUGAAUGCCCACAACAAGGUGGGCAGCUCACCUGCCAGCAUAAUGCUGCAUGUACGUACUCAGGGACAGGCUCCAGGAUUGCCUGCAACGAGUAGCUUGCUGGCACCUAACUCCACUUCGGUGCUGAUUCGACUUCACACCUGGCCGGACAAUGGCUGUCCACUCAUGUACUUUGUGCUGCAGUAUCGCGCAGUGACCGACGAUCCCGACAAGGAGUGGAUACUGGUUUCCAAUGCCUUGAAACCUCAAAGACGUGUUGUCAUUUCGAAUCUGCAAUCAUCGACGCUUUAUCAGCUGCGAAUGGAGGCACAUAAUGUGGCGGGAGUGUCGCCGGCAGAGUUUAGCUUUGUGACGCUGACCAAGGAUGGCGAUCCGCCACCGCCGGAGAUUGUGCAGCGUGGUCAGCGCGGUCCAAGCGUGUUCUAUGGCAACAUCAAUUUGCUGAUACCGACUAUAGCAGCUGUCUCUGGGAUGAUAUGCACCAUAGCCUUGGUCAUAAUUUGCUAUCGUCAUAAACAAAGCAAUCACAUACAAAAGGAAUCACUUGAGAAUCGCGCCAACUCAGAGGCAGCGCAGCGUGAACGCUACUAUGCCACCAUCCACAAGGUUUCCAUGCAGAACAAUGACAAAAUUCCGGAAACCUCUGAGGACAUUUCGCCAUAUGCCACCUUCCAAUUGUCGGAGGCGGGCAACUUGUCGCAACCGCAUCACGGCGGUCCGGCCAACACGCUGCUGCACUCGUUCAUGUACCAUGAGAGGGCUCUGGCCGAGGGCUGCUCGUCGCCACCACCAGCUGCGGUAUUAAAACAACCAACAACAACAACAACAACCACCACCACCACCCAUCAUUACCACCACCAUAACCAACGUCCACAAAAGACAAUUCAUAAUUAUUAUCAGACCUCACCGUUUCAUAAUAUCUCCAAGAAUCGACGACGCCACUCACGCAAAACCGAACCGGAGAGCGAGGAGUCCGAGUCGGAUCAGGAUCAACUGACUUCCAGCCGGACCGAGUCUUCCAAUCAGCACGAGGGCAAAAUCAAGCACAGCAUCAUCUACCAUGGAGCACAAUCAAGCACAUCCUCCGAUCUGUCACCAAUGUCCGAACAAAAAUCAUUGCCACGACGCGGUCGCUCCAGGUAUCAUCAUCAGCAAUAUCAGUUUUCCACCAAUACAACACCGCGUCAUCACAAUAGCAACAAAAGCAACAACAACAUUACAACAAACACAAAUACAAAUACCACAUCGAGUACAGCUAACUCGAGCAAAAUUCUAUCGCCACGCAACGGCAACGGCGCUGGCGUUGGCGCUGGCAAUCUGAAAUCGAUCUCGAGCACAUUCAAAUCACAAGACUCCAUACAAUGCCACAUACCCACAUUGGUUAAAUCGCCAUCGAUCAGCACACAACAACAGAAACAGUUUCACAAACAACAGCAACAACAGUUGAACAGUAGUAAUAAAUCUGGCCAGAGCCAGAACCCCAACCAGAACCCCAACCAGACCCAUAGCAACAGCAGUAGUUUGAAGCAACAGCAGCCACUGUUGAUCCAGCCAAAGCUGCAUCAGCUCGAGCCGAUGGCGAUGGCGACCAAUGGCCAGGAGCUGAUGGGCUUGGAUGGAGGCGUUAGUACCCUAGCAUCUGUUGUGCCCGUCACUUGCAUGCCACCCUCAUCACAGUUUCGACCCAUUCCACACAAGCAUGACACCACAGCCAAUCUUCACAAUCACAAUCAUAACCAUCAGCAUUCAGGUGUCGGUGUCUCUGGCACCGCUCUCUUGAACCCCCUCGACGGCUCUGCUCUCCUCCAAGUUCUUUACGGCACCAACGUUGCCGCUGCCCAAAUAGGAUACGGCCAAUGGGGGGGGGGGGAAGUGAAUACGGUAUUGAGGGCGGCGGCGGCGGCGGCAUCGGGGCAGUUGCUGCUGACAUCAGCUUUGGCUAUAAUAGCGGCGAGAUAUCGUGCACCUAUAUGGAUCCCAUAGAUCAGACAUGAGACUUGGCCUACGGUGAGGUGUGUGGUCCAGAGGGUGCCCAUUGAACCACCCCGCCACUCCACCACCUCAUCACCACAACAACAACAACAACUACAACUACAACAACAAUAUUAAACAAGAACACAACAAACACCACUAAGUCUCUGUUACUCUCAAAUGCUUGAGUGUGGUUGCUAGCUAGACAAACCAAAGUAAAUCAAAAACAACUCCAACUCUGGAUACUCUUCCUCUCCCAAAACAAAAAAACAAAACGCAUGCAGAGCUGGCAUCCUGCGCACGCUGCAUCCGCUGCAGCUGCAGGCCGAGUGCACCGCUGGUGCCGCCUUCCACCACGGCGAACGCGAUGCCGAGCACAUAGAGCUGGCCGAGGUUGAGUGCGAUGUGGACACAAUCAAAAAGCUGAA
Drosophila sulfurigaster albostrigata is the source of this 7498-nucleotide messenger RNA. RefSeq names its product cell adhesion molecule Dscam2 (gene Dscam2). The transcript is spliced from 21 exons. The record is from RefSeq and is a predicted model, not a curated record. The coding region runs from base 681 to 7082 and encodes 2133 amino acids. Gene Ontology annotation, biological process: axon guidance; homophilic cell-cell adhesion; dendrite self-avoidance. Gene Ontology annotation, molecular function: cell-cell adhesion mediator activity. Gene Ontology annotation, cellular component: plasma membrane; axon. Lineage: Eukaryota; Metazoa; Arthropoda; Insecta; Diptera; Drosophilidae.